AUAAUUGCAAGUCUACAAGGAAGGGUUUUAAGUUUAGUAUGCGCUCACUGGCUUCACCAGGGCUAUGUGCUCGCCAUAAAGAUCUGCAACUAAGAAGCCGACGCACCAGGGCUUGCGUAGUCUUGUCGGCUUCCUCAUCGGGGAGCAAUGCAGGAUGGCCCUCGCAGCAGCCUCAGCCGAUGGGCAUGAAGCUGCCGAACCAGGCGGACUCAGUAUUUAAUCCAAAGGAUUCAAGUGACCUCCUCCUUCGGACACCUGUGCUUGACGCGCCGACGAAAUCGGUAUCGGACCUGGACUAUCUCUCGGAACUCUUGGCGAUCCAACAAAGCGACGGGCCCAAAAACUUGGGCUUCUUCGGGACGCGUAACAUGGGGGUCACGCACCAGAAGCUCGUAGAAAUCCUUGCGUACGCAUACGCGUCAACUGGCAACCACAUCUUCACCUCGGGCGCCACGGGGACCAACGCGGCGGUGAUCAAGGGCGCGUUGCGGGCUAACUGUCCCGACAAGCUGACGGUGCUGCUGCCGCAGAGCCUGCACAAACAGCCGUACGAGUCGCAGGAGCUGCUGCAGCAGGUCCAGAACUUGACAGAGAUGCCGCAGAACGACCACCUGCCUCUCAUGGAGGCUAGCAGGAUCUGCAACCGGAAAAUCAUUUCCCAGAUUCAGCAGGUGGUCUGCUUUGCUUUCCAUGACUCCCGGUUACUGUUGGAGACGUGCCAAGAGGCCAAGGAAAUGAAGAAGAUCGUCACGCUCUUCUACUUAGACUAGCGGCAUCCCUGAAGGUGGAGAGGGGCUGCUGACGCCUGGCGGCGUUAACCCAAGCAAGUCAACCUUGCAACAAGUGCCGUCUCUCAACCCCCUUGUGUGUUAGGAAAACUGGCCGCGAGUCGGAACGCAUCCCUCUUGUGUGUGUAGUGCCGAAAUAAGACAAGUGCACACGCGGCAUAACCUGGACCAUUGUCUUCAAGCAAACGCCUCAUUAGGCACUACACAUCGUCGUACAGAUAUGUGUCAUGUACCGGCACGUGGCAUCGUGUUGUCACUAUUGGGCUUAGCUGAGCCCUGCAGACAACAUUGCACAGCUCUUGCCUUGAGCUUACAGCACAUGUCCGUGGGAAUGGCGAACGGUCGCUGUCUGGGUGACAUGGGCUCUCGCCCGUCAACUAGGGACGUUAGGUUGACGUACGCACGCCACUUGUUUAAUAGCCCUUCAUGCCCUUCAGGGCUUACCUGGGGCCAGAACCAGCGUGCCUUGCUACCGUUGCAAGUGCAAAGCAUGCGAACACGCGAAUUCACGUGCUAAGGGGGCCUUAAUCUUAA
Messenger RNA from Astrephomene gubernaculifera, 1322 nucleotides. The record is from the annotation of a GenBank genome assembly. NCBI's taxonomy places the organism in Eukaryota, Viridiplantae, Chlorophyta, Chlorophyceae, Chlamydomonadales, Astrephomenaceae.